GGGCACGCGGGAGGGGGGCGGGGCCGCACCCCGCAGGGGCCGCUUCACUCACGGUUUCGUUGACCCUGCCCCGUCCUGCCCCACGAUGACCGCCCACAUCCUCAUCCUGCUGUUGCUCUUCGCCUUCUCCGCCCUGGGGGACCCGGACUCCGCGGGCAGGAGGCCCUUGCACCAGGUCCUCCAGCACCGCGGGCGCCUCUGUUCCCUGGGCACAUGCCAAACGCACCACCUGCUGGAGAUCAUAUAUUGGCUCCGCUGCCUCCAACAAGGAGCCGUCGGGGAAGGCUGGUCGUGAGCCCCAGGACCCACACAGCUAUGGGCGCCGCCGGCGGCGCGAGACGAGAGCCCUGCUCCGUCCCCAGGACGCCGACCUGCAGCGAGGGAGCGAGCGCAGUGCCCAGCUCGCUGGGUGACUCUGGGCACCUCUGCUCCCCUUGGCCUCAGUUUGCCCAUCUGUGUACUGGGGCUACUACCCCAAGUUUCUUCUCCCCUAAUUCCACCCCGUGGGACAGUCUCCCCCACUCGGUCCCCAGACUGACCGCGCUGGACCCAGGGGCACACCGGACCCAGCCUGGACAAAGAAUACUGACGUGCGCAACGGAAUAAAACAAGAGUUCCCUG
Galeopterus variegatus (Sunda flying lemur) is the source of this 621-nucleotide messenger RNA. RefSeq names its product adrenomedullin 5 (putative) (gene ADM5). The record is from RefSeq and is a predicted model, not a curated record. Gene Ontology annotation, biological process: adenylate cyclase-activating G protein-coupled receptor signaling pathway; positive regulation of heart rate; regulation of systemic arterial blood pressure. NCBI's taxonomy places the organism in Eukaryota, Metazoa, Chordata, Mammalia, Dermoptera, Cynocephalidae.